Camarhynchus parvulus is the source of this 2355-nucleotide messenger RNA. RefSeq names its product acyl-coenzyme A thioesterase 1-like. The coding region runs from base 383 to 1876 and encodes 497 amino acids. The transcript has 3 exons. Gene Ontology annotation, molecular function: fatty acyl-CoA hydrolase activity. Gene Ontology annotation, biological process: acyl-CoA metabolic process; fatty acid metabolic process. Lineage: Eukaryota; Metazoa; Chordata; Aves; Passeriformes; Thraupidae. The record is from RefSeq and is a predicted model, not a curated record.
UAUUGGGAAGGAAAAGAAUAGUAAUUGUUUGACUUUGUUUCUUUUGCUUUUUAAAAGAAACAUAGUUAUAGCAUAAAGUUUCAUUUUAACUUGUGGUGCUUGUCCAAAAAUUGCAGAAAGCUCAAGAGGGAUCAAGAGCAGGCUUUGUUUCGUGGUGAGACUAAGGUGUCAUGCUGCUUAGGCUUUGCAGCUGAUCUGUGUUUACUGUGCCCUGGCAAAGUCUCCCAAGCCUUCCAAAUCUGGGAUUUCCUCCAGCUGGGGUGCACGGCAGUUUCGAUAUCUCUUUUUCUGCUUUGGGGUUUUAAAUUUAGUUUAUCUCUGUAAUCAAAAAUAAAAGUAUUCGCCAAGAGCAAGUGACAGCUUAUGCCUGUGCAAGUGGCCGAUGCCACCGUGCCACGCGAGCCGGAGAGUCUGGAGGGAGGCGUGCUCUGAACUACGGCUCCCAGCAGCCCCUGCCGGCCGGGUGAAGGAAGUGCUCGCGAUGAUUCCUCCUGGACUUCGAGCAGAGAUUUUAAUCCCGGGAAGGGACAGGUUGCUGAGGCUCGUGUCUCACGCAGUUCAGGCGGUCGGUGCCUCGCCCCAGGCAGGACCGCAGCUCUCCAUCCAGACAGCCGGGAUGGCGGUGCGUCUGUCCGUCCUGCCUUCCCCCCGGUGCCUGUUCGAUGAGCCCGUGCAGAUCCGUGUGGCCGGACUGCAGCCGCAGCAGGCGGUCACCCUCCGGGCCAGCCUGGUGGACGAGAGCGGGGAGCUUUUCCAAUCCCACGCUCUCUACAGGGCUGGGAGCAGCGGGGAGCUGGACCUCAGCCGCUCCCCAGCGCUGGGGGGCAGCUAUUUGGGAGUGGAGCCCAUGGGGCUGCUCUGGGCUCUGCGGUCCAAAACGCCCUAUAAGCGGCUGGCAAAGAGGAACGUCCUGACCCCUUUCUGUGUGGACUUGGAAGUGUACGAGGGCCAUGGGGACACGAGCCGCUUGCUGGGAAAAUGCACCAAUGAACGAUGGUUUUUAGGAGAGGGGGUGAAGAGGAUUUCGGUCAGAGAAGGUCGUCUCAGAGCAACCCUCUUCCUCCCUCCUGGACCUGGCCCAUUCCCUGGACUUAUUGAUUUGUAUGGAUCUGGAGGAGGUCUUAUUGAAUACAGAGCAAGUCUCCUGGCUAGCAGAGGCUUUGUGACUCUGGCUCUUGCUUACAUGUCCUUUGAAGACAUCCCUGCUAUGCCAAAGAUCCUUGAACUGAGCUAUUUUGAGGAGGCUGUGAACUUUUUGCGUAAGCAGCAGCAGGUGAAAGAUACUGGCAUUGGUGUUUUGGGCUUGUCUAAAGGAGGAGAUCUAGCCCUUUCCAUGGCCACAUUUCUACCUGGCAUCAAGGCAGCUGUCAGCAUAUCUGGAAGUAGUUUUAAUUCCUUCAUUCCCCUGAAGGGGGAUGGCUUCACUAUUCCUGUCCACCCAUAUGACUUGGGGAGGAUGAAGAUCAGUGAUGAGUCUGGAAUAGUAGAUUUUUCAGAUGUCUUAGACGAUCACAUGGACCCAGCAACUUGGGAUUGUCGCAUUCCUGUGGAGAUGUCCUUAGCCAAGUUCCUCUUCCUGUCUGGGCUGGAUGACAUGAACUGGAAAAGUGACCUCUAUUGCCAGGAUGCUGUUCAGCGCCUUCAGCAGCACAACCGGGAAGUGGAGUUUUACUCCUAUGCUGGAGCAGGGCACCUCCUGGAGCCACCAUACUUGCCUCUGUGCAAAGUUUCAAUCCACAAGGUGCUUGGGAUGUUGGUGCAUUGGGGAGGGCAGUGGAGAGAGCAUGCUAAAGCCCAAGAAGAUGCGUGGCGCAGGAUACAGGCCUUUUUCUGGCAACAUUUGAUGGACUCAGUCAUCCCUAAGAGCAAGCUGUAGUGGAAACUGUCACAGAUGCUGGCCAGGGAUGAUAUUUCAGCACUCACUGGAUCUUGGAAACUCACCAGUAGUUUCCUGGACUGCCUUCCUCUAAACCCCACUGUUGCAUAGUUGUUUAUUUUCAUUCCCCAAAUAAUUUCCUAUUUUUUAGUUGAAUUUCAGUUGACUUCUGACCCCAGCUUCACAGUAGAUUGGCACCAUCUGUGCUGUAGUCUAAAAACAACCCAGCAUCCCAUCAUCUAAAUCACAUUUGUGCUGAGCUAUCUUUGCCCUCAAUCUGCCACCAUCUCCUUUCAUAAGAGGAAAUACUCUUACAGGAGGAGCUAUCCAUUGAAUGGUUUAGUCUUGCACCUUUAACUAACAUAGAUAUAAACAGCAAUUUUGUUGGACAACACUGUAGUGCACUCAUCUUUCUUCCUGGUAUAUUGUUUUCUCCCAUUUAAUAGUAAAAAGGUUGCAGUAGUUCUGAUCUCAGCUAA